This is a messenger RNA of Xiphophorus hellerii (green swordtail), 2829 nucleotides long. RefSeq names its product ATP-binding cassette sub-family G member 4-like. The transcript is spliced from 14 exons. The coding region runs from base 494 to 2428 and encodes 644 amino acids. Gene Ontology annotation, biological process: transmembrane transport; cholesterol efflux; cholesterol homeostasis. The record is from RefSeq and is a predicted model, not a curated record. Gene Ontology annotation, cellular component: plasma membrane. Lineage: Eukaryota; Metazoa; Chordata; Actinopteri; Cyprinodontiformes; Poeciliidae. Gene Ontology annotation, molecular function: ABC-type sterol transporter activity; ATP hydrolysis activity; ATP binding.
ACAAACAUUACAUAUUAUCAAUUGCCAUCAUCAAAAUCAUCAAGUAACUAUGCAUCAAACAUAUUGAUAAUGUUCCAGUUAUAAUGGUUCAAAGGCAACUCUAAACCGGUGGGUUUUUAACCUUGAUUUUUAGGAACUCAGUUUCAGCUGUUUUGUAGUUUUCUGGAAGUUUGUUCCACAUUUGUAGUGCAUAGAAGCUGAAUACUGCUUCUCCUGUUUGGUUUUGGUUCUGGAGAUGCAGAACAGAAUCAGAAGAUUUGAGUGGUUUGGAAGGUUGAUGCAAGAACUGCAGACCUUUGUGUUGUGGCGCAAAGCUAGUCAGUGAUUUAAGCUAACAGAGGUUUUUUAAAGUCUAUUCUCUGAGCUACAGGGAAGGACUUUAUUCAAAUUAGAAAAUGUCUGUAUAAUGAAUGAUCCACAGGGAAAUUCACACGGAUGAAUAAGUGACCUAUGUUUUAAAUCUUUACAGCUCUCCCAUAGCCCAAGAACCGAUAUGGACAAUAAGGCACUGGAACCAGAUUCUGUGGGUAUCCCCAUGGAGGAAACUGUAGUGUGUAGUGGAGGGUGCUUAUCUUUAGCUCAGACUCAGUUGCAGCAGGAACCAUCCAUGUGGGCCCAUCUGAAUAAGGUUGAGAACCAGAUUACUGAUGGGCAGUGUUUCUUUCACUUACCCAAACGCUCAGCCGUGGACCUAGAGUUCAUUGACGUCUCCUACACCAUCCAAGAAGGACUAUGUUGGAAGAAAACAGGUUUAAAAUCUUUAUUGCAGUCCCUUUCUGGAAGGUUCUGCAGUAGAGAGCUGGUAGGAAUCAUGGGGCCCUCUGGAGCUGGGAAGACCACACUAAUGAACAUUCUGGCUGGUUACAGAGAAAAAGGGACGAAGGGUCAAAUCCUGGUAAACGGGAAACCCAGGGAUCUGAAGACCUUCAGGAAAAUGUCUUGCUACAUCAUGCAGGAGGAUGUUCUGCUGCCACAUCUCACUCCCAGGGAGGCCAUGAUGGUUUCAGCAAAUUUGAAGCUGGAUGAAACCCUGGAAGUGAAAAAAAAUCUGGUGGAUGAGAUUCUAACUGCCUUGGGACUCCUUGACUGUGCCCACACCCGCACUGCUGCGCUCUCUGGUGGUCAGUGUAAACGUCUGGCUAUCGCAUUAGAACUGGUCAACAACCCUCCAGUCAUGUUCUUCGACGAGCCCACAAGUGGUUUAGACAGUGUUUCCUGCUACCAAGUGGUGUCCUUAAUGCACUCUCUGGCACUGGGAGGACGUACCAUUAUCUGCACCAUUCAUCAGCCCAGUGCCAAAUUGUUUGAGAUGUUUGACAAGCUUUACAUCCUCAGUCAGGGUCAGUGUAUCUACAAAGGCUCAGUACCAUCCCUUAUCCCCUACAUGAAGACUAUGGGCCUCUGCUGUCCUACCUAUCACAACCCUGCUGACUUCAUCAUUGAAGUGGCCUCAGGAGAAUAUGGGGAACUAAACCCUGUGCUCUUUGAGGCAGUUCAAGGUGGAAUGUGCACCUUAGAACACAGGAGGAACCUUUGUGCAGCCAACAGCUCCAUGAAUGCUGAAUACAUUGAGAGCCAUACCUUUGCCACAAGCACACUCACACAGUUCUGCAUCCUCUUCAAGAGAACAUUAAUAACUAUAUGUCGAGAUCAGGUUUUGACCCACCUCAGACUGAUCUCCCAUAUCACCAUCGGUGUAAUAAUAGGUCUACUCUAUUUAAAUAUUGGCAAUGAUGCCAACAAGGUGUUUAACAACACUGGAUUUCUCUUCUUCUCUAUGCUUUUCUUAAUGUUUGGAGCCCUCAUGCCAACAGUGCUGACCUUUCCUAUGGAGAUGUCUGUGUUCCUGCGGGAGCAUCUUAACUACUGGUACAGCCUAAAGGCUUACUACCUGGCUAAAACCAUGGCUGAUAUCCCAUUUCAGAUGAUCUGCCCCACCAUGUACUGCAGCAUUGUGUACUGGAUGACAGAGCAGCCUCCUGAGGCUAGCCGUUACCUGCUCUUCAUAGCUCUGUCCAUCUGCACUGCCCUGGUGGCCCAGUCCUUAGGCCUGCUGGUUGGGGCGGCCUCCACAUCUCUUCAGGUAGCUACAUUUAUUGGACCGGUUACAGCGAUACCAGUGCUGCUUUUCUCUGGUUUCUUUGUGAACUUCAACACUAUCCCUAAUUAUCUGCAGUGGAGCUCCUAUGUGUCCUAUGUCAGAUACAGCUUCGAAGGGGUGCUUCUGUCUAUCUAUGGGAUGAACCGCUCAGACCUGGAGUGUCCUGGGAAGGUGUGUAGGUUCCAACAGCCUGAAGAGGUUCUGCAGCUGUUAAAUGUGGAAGAUGCUGAGCUCUACAUUGAUUUCAUUGUCCUGGGUAUCUUCUUUAUAGUUCUUCGACUGACCACUUACCUUGUCCUAUGCUACAAGGUCAAGUCUGAGAGAUAGAUUUUUCUGUCCUUUUCAAUAGUCUUAUUCUUGUGCACAGAGUAUGAGAUGUCAUUAUAAACCUGGGAAGUUUGCUUACUCAGUUUUCUUCUGCUAAAUGGACAGAACACAAACCCUCUUCUGGCAAGCAACAACUGGAGUGACAGUUCAGAAAGGCCAUCAAAUGAAUCGGCUUUCUCUGUUUUACAUCAUUUAAACUGUUGAAUCCACAAAGAUACAUCAACAGACAGACUGAGCCACUUUCCCCAGCACAGUUCCUCUGGCAUGUUUGUUGAAAAGAUGUAGAAAUUUUGUUGCCUUACAACAGGGGUGUUUUCAAGGGCCGGUGUCCUGCAGUUUUUAGAUAUGCCACAGGUACAAAACACUAAAAUGAAAUGGCUUAAUUACCUCCUUCUUGUGUA